Molecule: messenger RNA, 435 nt
Organism: Ctenocephalides felis (cat flea)
Lineage: Eukaryota; Metazoa; Arthropoda; Insecta; Siphonaptera; Pulicidae
Gene: Dad1
Product: dolichyl-diphosphooligosaccharide--protein glycosyltransferase subunit DAD1
Exons: 2
Coding region: 77-415 (112 amino acids)
Biological process (GO): protein N-linked glycosylation
Cellular component (GO): oligosaccharyltransferase complex; membrane
Source: RefSeq, a predicted model, not a curated record
AAGUCGUGUACACGUCUGUAAAAUCAUUGUCAAAUAUUGAUAACAUAUAGCUAUAAUAUUAGUGCAAUUAUUCAAAAUGACUAAUUUAUCAUCUGUAAUCGCCAAAUUUUACGAUGGCUACAUGAACACUACACCCACGAAACUUAAAAUUAUCGACUCAUAUUUACUCUAUGUACUUCUAACCGGUAUAGUGCAGUUUGUGUACUGUUGUCUUGUUGGAACCUUUCCUUUUAACUCAUUUUUAAGUGGUUUCAUAUCAACAGUUAGUUGUUUUGUACUAGGCGUCUGCCUGCGUCUUCAAGUAAAUCCUCAAAAUAAAUCGCAAUUCAGUGGAAUAAGCCCAGAACGUGGGUUUGCAGAUUUCAUAUUUGCGCAUAUUGUUUUGCAUAUAGUCGUAGUUAAUUUUAUUGGGUGAAGUAUGAUUGUACUUCUUCA